Stegastes partitus (bicolor damselfish) is the source of this 1902-nucleotide messenger RNA. Its product is annotated as chondroitin sulfate N-acetylgalactosaminyltransferase 1-like. NCBI's taxonomy places the organism in Eukaryota, Metazoa, Chordata, Actinopteri, Pomacentridae. Bases 632 to 1798 code for a protein of 388 amino acids. The record is from RefSeq and is a predicted model, not a curated record. Gene Ontology annotation, molecular function: glucuronosyl-N-acetylgalactosaminyl-proteoglycan 4-beta-N-acetylgalactosaminyltransferase activity. The transcript has 4 exons. Gene Ontology annotation, cellular component: Golgi cisterna membrane.
AUUGGACCGGUGCGGGGCUGCAGGACGGGUCCGCAGCACCGGGACAAAACAAAACCUCCAUUCAGGAUGGACGGAACUACCGACACCGGGAACAAGAGGAAAAUACCAUGAGAAAACCACCGGUGACCGCAGAGGAUUUGUUUUCUCAUUAAAAUGUUACAUUUUUUCUCCAUGCAUCAGCCAGCUCUAUCCGGGCUUAUGUGGCUGAAUAUUCACUCAUUCCAAGACUCAGUCAGACACGAGAAGAGGACAGUAUGGACUGACUGAGAGAGUCGGAGCACUCGAACACAGAUGAGUCACCUGUGAGUGGCAGAUGAUGUAACCACGUCUAGAACAGAGUCUUCCAGCCGACCAUGGAGCUAAUUGGAACAACAGAAAGGGAAAGAGUGCUUUUUAUACGUUGUUGACACUCGUUCAUUCAUUUUGCCGAUGACAAAACAAGUUGAAGUCUCAGACAGUUGAGAAGCAAUGACCUAAUUCAGAUUAAAUGACCUCACACUGAUAAGUAGCCGCCUCCUCACUGGGUGAUGGAACAUAAUCACAAAUGGACUCUUAUCAUUGAGGCUGGAGAGGGUGAGGUUACAUGAUAUUUCUGUGUGUACAGCUCUUUAACUCAGAGGAGUGAGUUUUGAUGCUACAUGCGGUGAUGUUGCGGCGUGGACUGCUAGCCUGGGUGUCCCGUGUUGGAGGCAUUCUGGUGCUCCUCUGCUGCUCCCUGUCACUCCUCUAUGUGAUGACGUGCAGCCCUCCGCACUCUGAUGACCCUCCGUUGAGUCACCGUGCUGGAUCCAACCACCCCAGCCUUGGAGGUACAGGUCCGGGUAUUGGAGCAGGAGCUGGUGGGCCAGGAGGAGCCGGAGCUGGGCCUGCCCAAAGCGGCGGCCCACCAGGUGUCCACUCUUACCAGGUGCUCCUCCAAGAACGUGAGGAACAGCAUCGCCUACACAUCUCCUCUUUGAAGAAGCAGAUAGCUCAGCUGAAGGAGGCAUUGCAGGAGCGCAGCCAGCAGCUGAAAGGAGUGCAGGAAAGCCUAAAAAGAGUUGCUGGGGGCCCAGCAGAGGGGCACGAAGUAGGAGCUGGAUUACAAGGAGGUGGCCUUGGAGAAGCUCAGGGAGCCAAGAGCCAGCAGACGGACCUCCAAGAGUUCCUGAGGGGCCAGCUGUCAAAAGCUGAGGUGACUGCUGGCACCAGGUUGCCCAGCGAGUACGCUGUGGUGCCGUUCGAGAGCUUCACCCUUCAGAGGGUCUACCAGCUGGAGAUGGGGCUCACACGUCAUCCUGAGGAGAAGCCAGUGAGGAAGGACAAAAGAGAGGAGCUGGGGGAGGUCCUGGAGAUGGCUCUGCACAGCCUCAACACACCUUCAUCCCAGCAGGACGGCAGGAGAGCAGCGGACAAGACUCAAACCAGCAAAGUCUACACCCCGUCUGACUUCAUAGAAGGUAUCACUCGCACAGAGAGGGACAAAGGGACACUGUACGAGCUGACCUUCAGAGGGGAGUCGAGUAAUGAAUUCAAACGUCUGGUCCUCUUCCGGCCCUUCGGACCGCUGAUGAAGGUGAAAAAUGAGAAGGUGGACACAUCCAGUGUUCCGAUCAACAUCAUCGUCCCGCUGUCCAGACGCACAGACAAGUUCAAACAGUUCAUGCACAACUUCAGGGAAGUCUGUGUGCGUCAGGACGGCCGGGUCCAUCUGACAGUGGUGUAUUUUGGGAAAGAGCAGAUGAGCGAAGUCCGCAGCACUCUGGAGAACACAUCCAGGUGGGUUGGAACAGCAGCCAAGAUCAGAUUUUUGAAUUAGAGGCCAAACACAGAAUAUGAGAUGCAAUUUAUGUAAUGAAACGAAAGCUGCCGCAGUCACGCACCCUCUCGCAGACGCCGUAAAAACAUUUUUCGCUAUUUCCA